CAGGAGCAGGCACAUUUUUGUCUUGGAAGAUACGCCUAUUCCUCUCAAGCCACACUUGCCAACAAACCGCAUGUAAAGCACAAUAAUGAAUCCAUCCUGAAAUGUUCCCUGGCUCAUCCUUUCUCCACCUUUGAAUCGUUGUUCCAAUAUCAGUAGAUGGCGGGACAAAGAAGUUGCCAACUCUCAUGAUCCGCCACCGCCAACUUAUGGGUGAGCGAGAGGCAAUCUGUUCCGAGGAAGUCGGAACAGAUUGCCUCUCGCUCACCCAUAAGUUGGCGGUGGCGGAGAAUAUUCACACUGAGAUUGGUGUAAUAUUUCGUAACAUACUCAGGCUCCUUCAAGAUGUUGGAAAUGGUGUUUGGCAGUACGCUCCAAGGGAAGGGAACAUGGCUGCUCAUAUCAUGGCUCACACAGAGACUAGAUGGAAUGAGAGAGAGGUCUGGAUAGAUAGACCUCCUAUGAUUCUUGUUGAUCAGAUCAUGUUGGACAAUGUAACCGCGGAUUCUGAUUAAUAAAGCCUUACAGAAUUGAUAAAAAAAAAAUAAUAAUGUGCAGACUUCCAC
This is a messenger RNA of Linum trigynum, 563 nucleotides long. The record is from the annotation of a GenBank genome assembly. Lineage: Eukaryota; Viridiplantae; Streptophyta; Magnoliopsida; Malpighiales; Linaceae.